Messenger RNA from Diachasma alloeum, 1749 nucleotides. Its product is annotated as ATP-dependent DNA helicase PIF2-like. Lineage: Eukaryota; Metazoa; Arthropoda; Insecta; Hymenoptera; Braconidae. Bases 1 to 1749 code for a protein of 582 amino acids. The record is from RefSeq and is a predicted model, not a curated record. Gene Ontology annotation, molecular function: DNA helicase activity. The transcript is spliced from 3 exons. Gene Ontology annotation, biological process: DNA repair; telomere maintenance.
AUGCUUCUCGAUUAUUUUGCGCUGAAUGAACGCGAUUCUAAUGCUCAUCAAUUCACGUAUUCUGAAAUUCCAUCGCAUUAUGUAUUCAAAAAACAAACGGGUUCUAAUGUAUCAAAAUGGGAAAAACGUAAAUCGCAUUUCAAUGUCAUUGGACGAAUGUAUAGUGUUAGUCCAACACAGAGUGAGUUGUUCCAUCUUCGCUUAUUACUGAUAACUGCCACAGGUCCAACAAGUUUUGAAAAUCUCAGAACCGUCGAUGGUCACACACAUCCUACGUUUCAAAGCACUUGCCUCGCCUUAGGACUCAUCGAGGAUGAUGCGGAAUGGGACCGUGCAAUGACCGAAGGAGAGGUAUGGAUGAUGCCUAGACAGUUGCGUCAUUUCUUCGUAAGAAUUUUGAUUGAUUGUCAACCAAUUAAUUCAGAAGAAUUCUGGGAGAAUUUCAAGGAAGCAAUGUCUCAAGAUUUCCAGAGACACUUGAGCACAGGCGAAGCCGAUAGGAGAGCAUACGUUGGAGUGAAUCGUCUCCUAUCUUACGAGGGAUCUGAUAUCAGCCGGUUUCCUAACAUGCCGCCAUUGACAGUUUCAGAGGAAAAUUAUGAUGCCGAGACGGAUGAUGAAAUAUCACUUGAACAAUAUAAAGAUAUCGGUCGAAAUCAAUAUGGGAAACUGAACUCGAAACAAAAAGAUAUUGUCGAUAAUGUGCUGAACGUUGUCGACUCAACCGAAACACCCACACCAUAUUUUUACAUUGAUGGUCCUGGGGGCUCCGGAAAAACGUUCAUCUAUGCUACUUUGUAUUAUUUACUUCGAGCUAAGAGGAAGAAGGUACACACGGUGGCUUUCACAGGAAUUGCUGCCAUAUUACUUCCACGAGGGAAGACAGUUCACAAAUCAUUCGGAAUGCCUGUUCCAAUUUUCAAUGACUCAGUGUCGAGUUUUAAAAAUCAGUCAACCAAGGCUCAGUAUUUACGAGAAAUCGAUGUUUUCAUUUGGGAUGAAGCUCCAAUGGCGCCGAGAUAUGCUCUUGAAUUAGUUGACCGUUCUCUACGUGAUUUUAUGGGCAAUGAUUUACCAUUUGGCGGUAAGAUCAUGAUUCUGGGUGGAGAUUUUCGUCAGUUACUUCCAGUUAAACCGAAUGCAACUCGCAGUGAGCUGGUAGAUUUGUCUAUUAAAUUCAGCUCGUUAUGGAGACAUUUCUCAAUAUUUGCUUUAACACAAAAUAUGCGAGCUUUACCACAAGAAAUGAAAUUUGCUAAAUAUCUUUUGUCGGUCGGAGACGGCAGUUUGAAUGAUGAUAAUAAUAAUAUAGAGGCUCCAGAGCAAUGCGUUGCUCACAUGUCCGCUGAUACCAUCGAUAUAUUCAGGAAUAUUAUUAGCGAACGGAGAUAUGGAGAUUUGGCAAAAGUGGCAAUUUUGUCAGCACGAACUGUAGAUGUGGGCGAAAUUAAUAAUCGGGUUAUCGACCUACUUGACAGGAGAAUUCGAAGGAUUUAUGCCAGUAUUGACAGCGUAGAGAAUUGUGACAAUGGAGAUAUAAUAACAUCGCCGACUGGUUUGAUCGAUGAUGACGGUGUUGUGGAGAUAUUCUUUUUACAUGCUGCAAGAGAUAGAACGCCGGUGGAUGCUAUUGAAAACGGGAUUGCUGAACUUCACAAAAUUUAUCAAGAUCAUGAUAUCACCCAAAUGAAUCCAAAACAUAACUGGUAUUAUCACAUCCAAGGAGGAUUUCAUCAUGAGUCGAUAUAA